Molecule: messenger RNA, 4437 nt
Organism: Branchiostoma belcheri (Belcher's lancelet)
Lineage: Eukaryota; Metazoa; Chordata; Leptocardii; Amphioxiformes; Branchiostomatidae
Exons: 13
Coding region: 198-3227 (1009 amino acids)
Biological process (GO): protein phosphorylation
Cellular component (GO): cytoplasm
Molecular function (GO): ATP binding; protein serine/threonine kinase activity
Source: RefSeq, a predicted model, not a curated record
UAUGGAAACCCGGAAGUAGUGGGACUUUCCCAGAAACGGGUGUCCAGAAAAAUGUUCUCACGUCUUUGACGAGUGUACUUUGGCAGUCCUGCGCUGUGACGCCUCCUUCUGCGUGCGUUAACCCGCUUAGUGUGCUGUCAGGGACUCACUAGGGCACACUGCAGCAUUGUGAAGCACCUGUUUCCCCGUAUCAUCUGAUGGCAGCGCUGGCACAUGCCCACCUGAAACACCCUCAGAGACACCAGGAGAAUGUUGUCCACGUACGCAGCAUGAGCAGUAACAGUGGUGAUGAUCGCCUUCCCUCGUACCUACCUGAAGACGAACUGAACGCUUGUCUGAGAACCGUUCCCUCCAGCAGCCAGGAUCAUUUCCUCCAUCCGGUCAGUCCCGAACGUUUCACUUCAUCUGAGGAGUAUGGAGACCUGUACAGGAGCAGUAGCAACAGCAGUAACCGAAGAGUGCCCCAGCCUGGAUCCCUGACUACACAAUAUCCCAGUUACCUCCCUGAGUCAGAUGAAGACACUGAGGACCACAGGCAGUUGUACAGCUCUGGUAGAGCACAGGAGGUCAACUACGAAAACGCCAAACUCCACGCUAGAAGUGGACGACAUCCCUCGGUUAAAACCGACACCAGAAAACCAUUAAAUGGAGUGAAGAAAUCUGUCAUGCAGCAAGUAAGUCAAGGGGAAAAUAACAGGAAUAAAAAGAUUUCUACACAAGAUAACCACAGGAAAGAAUCAAGUCAUUUGUCCUCUGGCCUAGACAGCCUAUCUUCAUAUCUUUCUAACAGUUUUGAGGGUGAAGAAAUCGGUGUGACACUCCAAAAAAGUACAACAGGUUCUAGUCACAAAGAUGCCUCUCCAGGCCUGGGGGGUGUAAGUAUCCAUGAAUCUGUUGGUAGGCCGAGCCUUUCCCAGCGGACACAGUCAGGUGAUUCAGUUGACUCAUGUCAGUCAGCCAAGACCGCCUUCGCACAAGAACUAGGAGAGACAUCAAGGGAGAAAAGCACGACUAGAGCAAACUCUAAAAACUUUCACAUGGAUCAGCUGGAUUCAUCUGCUCACAGUGGACAUGCUGUUGUAGAAGAACUGGCCGAGAGCAUGAAGAAGACUUUAAGAAGCUCUAGAUCUCCUGGUACUUCAAACAGUUCUCCACAGCAGCAAGUUCAAAUGCCACGACAGCAAACCCCCAUGCAGACCCACACAAACACUCCCCCCAUGCAGAUCCCUGUGACGUCCUUGCAGGCAGAUGACAUUAGUAGUGGAACAAGUGCAGGAACUUCUGGAAGCCAGGGGCAAAGUUUGGGCCCUCAAAGUGGCUGGUCUUUCCAUCUACCAAGAAAUGGCAUGCGCAUGGAGGUCCCCAAAUCAAGUCCGUCUUACAGUACAGGUGUUCUAAAAGAAGACGAAAAAUGUCACCAAGACAGAAGCCUGUUACUGCGCUCCUUACUGCCAAGUCAAGUCACGAGUCAUCUCAGUGAGGAAGAUCUGGUCAAGGAAGCUAAAAUAAUGGCUCUAAAAACAGCUUUGACACGACUUGUUCAGGAGAAGCCUUCGUACCUUGAUUCGGAUCCAGAAUCACUGUUGAGUCAGCUGUCAGAUUUGAUUUUUCAAAAUCAGGAAAAUGAGCUGACAGGCAGAAAUUGUGAGGAUACGGCAAGCCUGGCGGCAAUGAGUCUGCGGUCUAUGGUCAGCCAGAGUCUGGGUUCACUUCGAGAGAUGCUGUCAACUGCCAGUACUAUGACAAGUGUCAUUGGUGCAGGAAAUCGUCCAGGAGCCAUGGCCCCCUCAGCCAACCAGUCACAAGAACACAAUCCAUCCAGCCAACACUCAAUGACCAAUGAGCUGCUGUCAACCAUCUUCAUCAGCCAAUCAGAGGCAACAGCUGCCCUGACCAAUGAACAGAAUGAAUUGCUGAGUACCCUCCAAUCAGCAACUGCAAAGCUGUCAUUGGUGCAGGAAAACAUCCAAUCAGAACAAGUUACAGUUGGAGGGAUGAUAAAGAACGGACAAGAAUCACAGCAGCAUCACCACGCCAGGUUACUGGACAUUCUGGAGCUGCUGUGCCCUGAGUUCAUGAAGCAUGUGUUGGUCGGUGCAGCUUACUGCUGUGGAAGGUGUAAACAGCCAACCUGCAUGCUGGGCAGUGAGGUGUUGUCAUACCUGAUGGAGUGUGUGAAGGAGGGGACAGUACUGAGGUGUGGAGGCUGCAGUCUGGUCCUGACUUACAUACUGCGUCACCACGUUCCCAGGUGUACCGAGAGGAGGUGUCUUGUCCCUUACUGUGUCCAUCUGCAAACAGGGAUGACAUCAUCUGUGGAGAAAGCUGUUGAUAAAAUCAGCUCAGAGACAUUCUCUUCAAGUCUGCGCACUGAGAUUGUGGCUCAAACAUCAGGAAAUCAGAACUUCCAAUGGCUAUCUGAGGCAGAUGCUGCUGUUAAAACGUUAAAGCCCGUACUGCCACUGGGGACAUUUGGCACAAGUAUCCUGGCAUGUGCAAAGGACAAGUAUGUGACCGUCAAACAGAUGAAGGAGAGCUGCCUGGCUGUGUUGCGGAGGCUGGAUCAUCACCACACACACCACAUCAUACAGUUCCACUGGGUGCAAUCUGCUGAAAACUGCCAGGGGGAGCUGCAAGUGUGCGCUGCUUUUGAGCAAGGAGGCAGUCUACAGUGCCUGCUGACAGACCAUGGUGGUGGUGGUUUGCAGACAGACAGAAUGUGGCAGUAUCUGCAGCAGGUGGUACAAGCUGUGGUUUACCUGCACAGUCUGAACAUUGUGUACUUAGCUUGGACAGCUGACAACAUAGUCCUGGAUAACAGCCAUCAGAGGGCAAAGCUGUCCAACUUCUCCUAUGCAGUUUCACUGACUGAGGAUCCUGAUGAAGAGGCCUGUGUGCAGGCUGUCACCGGCCUACCUCCUCAGAUUUUGGCACCAGAGGUACACAAUGACCUGUCAGCUUGUCACCAGUCAGACCUAUGGGGCCUUGGUUGCCUGCUGUUCCAGCUGAGGGAGGGCAGACUACCUUAUCCUCACCUCAGUCAUGACCACCCAGACUCCAUCAGACAGAAGAUUGCUGAAGACGGUGAAUUACCCAUGAUUCCAGAGUUGUGGCAGGAACAGGAGAGGCGACUGUUGGAGGUUUGUUGGCAGGAGGAAGCAGCAUUAAGACCAACUGCACAGAAAUUCCAAGCCCUUCUUGCUAGAUACUAUGAAAGGAUUGAUUAAUUCAAACAAAUUACUGUAAAUAUAUAUAUGUGUAUGUAUUAAAUAUAAAUAUAUCUGAGACAGAUUUAAGUCCAGAUUUCUGUCCCAUAGGCCUGCUGGUAGACAGGCAUGGGCUGAGCUGGGUGUACAAAUGUAUUUUGCUGUACCUUAUUGUUGUCAGUUUGAAUUCUGAACUACAUGUACAUGUUGUAAGUCUUCAUGCUGUAGGACAUAUUUUCUAUGUAUGAUGGGCUAUUCUGCGCUAUUUUCUAAGUAUUUGCCUUGAGGGCUUGUUUGACAAGAAAGUACAUUGUUCUUUAUGAAUUCAAAUUUGAAUUCAUUGUCAUAAUCAUGUUAUAUUUCAACAUUUGAUUUUAUUUGUAUAUUUCACUAUUACUUGUGAUGUCCAGAACUAGAAAAGGGACAUAGAAGGUGAAGAUCAGGUACUGGACUAAUGUAUGUAAAAGUAAUUUUUCAGUCAGAAGUUAUCUGCUAUGCUUUUUAUUGGUGCCAAUUUACUCACGGAAUGUGUGUUGUGAUAUGCGGUUCAAUGACAUACAAUGUACACUGAACUACAUGUACAUGAAUUGAGUUUAACAUGUAGUGCUUGCAUGUUAUAUUGCUAGUAUCAGUUGACAGCUUAAUAAAUUAGUUGUCAAGAAAUGGCUAUACCUGGCUUACAGUAGCAUAAUUUACAGAUUCAGGCUAGGUAUAUGAUAAUUAUGAUUGUUCAGAAUUUGGUGGAAACGUUUGACCAGCAUAUCUAAUUUUUGAUCCAACAAGGGCUUUAAAGUACAUGUAAUGCAAAAACCAUGUAGCAGAGCUAACUAACUUGUAGAAAGAAAGAGUCAUGGUCUCAAGAUUCAAGUGGCUUAUCUUUAAUGCAGUUUCCUGUGAAUAAACAAAAAAAAUACAAUACUGCAAUUUUUUGUUUUAUCUAUUGUCUGAAAUGUUUUACUAAAUCUAUAUGCUAUGAGAUGUUUAUUGCAGUGUUCAGCCAGCAUCUGUCUUUCCAUCAUUUUGCUGCUCAUGAUGGACAAGAAAUUUUCAUCUUUGAUGGACACAAACAGACAUGUAAAGAUAUAGAAAGAGAUGUCAUUAAACUAUACUUAAAUUACCUGCAAAAAUUGCCCCUCAAAAUGCAGGAAACAGUAUUUCAGAGGGUCAGGAUUUCAAAAUAUUACAUGAAACAAAAUUGAGAUGACAGAAAAAAAAUCAGACUGGCUAGAAC